Messenger RNA from Clonostachys rhizophaga, 1698 nucleotides. The record is from the annotation of a GenBank genome assembly. NCBI's taxonomy places the organism in Eukaryota, Fungi, Ascomycota, Sordariomycetes, Hypocreales, Bionectriaceae.
CGAGAAGGGGUCACGCAGGAGCGCACUCCUGAUACGGCCACAGUCCCACCGCACGGCGACCAUCGAGACUCUUUCAGCACUCCGCGAAAAGACCGUUCGCAUGGAUCCCCGGACCCGCGAAACAAUGGACCAUGGCGCCAUCAACAGUCGACCGAGAAGAGCCCAUACGAGUCACACCAUGUCAUGGCAUCCCCGCCGCUCAGGCAUAUGGACAACCCUCGGGCUUCUAUCGGUCCAAGUCCCCAUGAAGACUACCCUAAUUCAAGCCCGGAAGCUGAUGACAAGUCUGGAUCGAUGUACGAAAGCCAAUAUACACCUGACAGCCGGCAGAAUUCAAUUCUUCAGCACGACCCUAAGAAAAGGAAGCGCAAUUUCAGUAAUCGGACAAAGACAGGCUGCAUGACUUGCCGUAAGAGAAAGAAGAAAUGUGAUGAGCAAAAACCCCAGUGUGCGAACUGCCUGCGAGGAGGUUUUGAGUGUGCUGGGUACCCUCCGCAGAGGGGCCCUGGAUGGCAGAAGCCCGAAAACAAACUGCCCACGGUUCCAUUAGAAUCAAAAGAUCCAAGCUAUGUACCACCCGGUGCAUACGGCAUGCCACAGCAAGGUCCCUAUGGAAACCAGCCUGUAAAGCGCGAACCCCUCCCACACUAUCGAGGCCAGGCCCUCAGGAUUGACCCCCCACAAGGCCGCCCCUUGGUCUCGGAUGAUGACCGUCCUACAGCAUCAACAAUACCAAGCGCGUCCGUGGCCAGCCCUGAUAAUAAACUGUCCGCGAUACCAUACACGCCCGCGAAUGCGUUCCCUACCCCAGUGAGCGCAAACCCUCAACCUCCAUCAUUCGCCGACAGAAUGGCCAAGGAAUACCAGCGCGUGCCUCCCAUGCACGAUUUGAGUAGAUCAGAACCCGAAACACCUCAUCCAGGCAACCAACUGCCUCAGAUCAAUAUCCUCCAUGCUACCAGAACCAGUAGCCCAGCGCCGCCGGGCCAGCCCCAAUCGUCAAACGCCCAGGUGGCAGCUCAGCUUGCCUUGUCUCACUCACAGUAUCCCCACCCCCACAGGCGGACACAGAAGGAAGAAAUGCUCUCAGGCCGACAGUUUUAUCCUUUUGACAAGGAGUUAUGCUUAGAGCGUGAGCGCUGUGCCACAGCAUGCUGGCGGUUCAACAAUCUUACAGCACCUCCCUCAAACGGACUCUCAACGAGCGAAAGGAUUCGCUUGUUUCUCGAGAUUCUUCAGCCACGCGAUCCGGUGCGGAUAGCUUUGUCAGAAGCGACGCCUGGGACUCAUGUUGGGCGGGUUGGCCGAAAUGUGGCCGUUGAGACUCCGUUUACGUGUGACUAUGGCUACAACAUCAGUAUUGGCAGUCACGUCUCAAUAGGAAGAAACUGUACGAUCAAUGACGUCUGUGAGGUCAAGAUUGGAGAUAAUUGUGUCAUUGGCCCUAACGUUAGUAUCUUCACUGCGACCUUACCAAUUGAUCCCAAACGACGUCAAGGCGGUCAGGGACCACAGUCAGGCAAAGGCGUUACAAUCGAGCCAGACUGCUGGAUCGCUGGCGGAGCCAUGAUUCUGGCAGGGAAAACCAUCGGAAAGGGCAGCACUGUUGGUGCUGGUUCGGUGGUGACCAAGGAUGUCCCGCCUUUCACAGUCGUUGCUGGGAACCCUGCGCGUGUCCUUCGUGGCAUUGCUACAUAG